Penicillium olsonii is the source of this 1524-nucleotide messenger RNA. Lineage: Eukaryota; Fungi; Ascomycota; Eurotiomycetes; Eurotiales; Aspergillaceae. The record is from the annotation of a GenBank genome assembly.
AUGAGUAGUAUAAUUGACGCCGAUCAAUUCACCGAUGUCCUUACUGAGUUGAAAGGCGAUGCGACGCUGCAGGGUACCGUUACUGCAAUCUAUGAAAUCGGCUGUCUCUUUGGUGCUAUUUUCAUGCUCAUCUGGGGUGAUUGGCUCGGUCGUCGCAAGGGUAUCAUCAGUGGCGCCACGAUUAUGAUUCUUGGUGUGAUCAUCCAAGUGACUUCGUACAUGGGAAAACAGCCUCUCGCACAAUUUACAAUCGGGCGUAUUAUCACUGGCGUGGGCAAUGGAAUGAAUACUUCAACCAUCCCCACCUAUCAGGCCGAGUGCUCCCGAACAUCUAAUCGUGGUCUGUUGAUCUGUAUCGAGGGCGGAACUAUUGCCUUUGGAACUCUAAUUGCAUACUGGAUUGACUUUGGUGCCUCGUAUGGUCCUCCUGAUCUCACCUGGCGUUUCCCUAUUGCUUUCCAGUGCAUAUUCGGUGUGUUCAUCAUUUUUGGUAUGCUUGUUCUCCCCGAGUCUCCUCGCUGGCUUUUCACCCGUGAGCGUUAUGAGGAGGGUGAACAGGUCAUUGCCGCACUGAUGGGUGCCGAGCCGGACUCCCACGAAGUGGUUCUUCAAAAGAACAUCAUCAUGGAUGCCAUCCGUGCCUCUGGCCAGAUAGCAAAGACCACCCCCAUGUCGGCUGUAUUCACUGGCGGUAAAACCCAACACUUCCGUCGCAUGCUCCUCGGCGCCUCAUCUCAACUGAUGCAACAAAUUGGCGGCUGCAAUGCUGUCAUCUACUAUUUACCUAUCUUAUUCAAAAACUCGGUCGGACUGACAGGCAAGCUUCCUUCAAUUCUUGGUGGAGUGAACAUGAUUGUCUACUCAAUCUUUGCCACGGCUUCCUGGUUCUUGAUCGAAAGGGUUGGCCGACGCAAGCUCUUCCUAUAUGGUACGGUCGGUCAGAUGGUGUCUAUGAUCAUCACCUUCGGCUGCUUGAUUCCGGGCACACCUGGCCCUGCCAAGGGUGCUGCCUUUGGACUGUUUACCUACAUCGCUAGCUUUGGUGCAACCUGGCUGCCUCUUCCUUGGCUAUACCCUGCCGAGAUCAGCCCGAUCAAGACUCGUGCCAAAGCCAAUGCACUUUCCACCUGUUCUAACUGGCUGUUCAACUUUUUGAUUGUCAUGGUGACCCCAAUCAUGAUUGACAACAUCAAAUGGGGAACGUAUCUGUUCUUCGCGGCUAUGAAUGCUUGCUUCUUGCCCGUGAUCUACUUUUUCUACCCUGAGACCGCACGUCGGUCUUUGGAAGAAAUUGAUUUGAUCUUUGCUAAAGGGUUCUCGGAAAAUAUUAGCUAUGUUCGCGCUGCCAAGGAGCUUCCUUACCUGUCGGAUGAGGACGUUGAACGCUUGGCCAUCCAGUAUGGAUUUGGUAGCCCCGACGCGACCAAGGCUGAGGAGCACAGUGAUAGCACUGGCGAUGCCUCACAAAAAGAUCAUGAGAAAGCCGACACUCGUGAACUUUCUUAUCAUCAUGAAAUUUCUUAA